Rubroshorea leprosula is the source of this 1707-nucleotide messenger RNA. NCBI's taxonomy places the organism in Eukaryota, Viridiplantae, Streptophyta, Magnoliopsida, Malvales, Dipterocarpaceae. The record is from the annotation of a GenBank genome assembly.
GAAGGUGACUUUGCUUUGCUAUUAAUUUGAUUCCCUACCAUCCUGCUGCUUCAUUUUCUCAACUUCUUAUCUUCCCUUCUCCUUUCCUCUCUAUUCAAAAACUGUCACACUUUUCAUUUUGAGUUCCAGCAUUGCCACAUGGGGAGACACUCUUGCUGUUACAAGCAGAAACUAAGGAAAGGUCUUUGGUCUCCUGAGGAAGAUGAGAAACUACUCAAUUAUAUUACCAAGCAUGGUCAUGGCUGUUGGAGUUCUGUCCCUAAGCAAGCAGGUUUGCAAAGGUGCGGAAAGAGUUGCAGGUUAAGGUGGAUUAACUACUUGAGGCCUGAUUUGAAGAGAGGAGCUUUCACCCAGCAGGAAGAGAACUUGAUUAUAGAACUCCAUGCAGUUCUUGGUAAUAGGUACUGUUAUAUAUACUACUUGUUUUGGGAACUUUGAUCAAUAUCCAAAAGGUUUAUAAUUAGUUUGAUUGUACUAAUUGGUGAAUUGUAAGUGUAUGUUACUUCAUCAGAUGGUCUCAGAUUGCAGCGCAGUUACCUGGAAGAACCGACAAUGAGAUUAAGAAUUUAUGGAAUUCCUGCAUUAAGAAGAAGCUGAGGCAAAGAGGCAUUGACCCAAACACCCACAAACCACUUUCUGAGGUUGAGAACGAUAGCAAGGAGAAGCUACCGACACCUAACAAGAACAAUGAGAAAGCCUCUGUAGGAUCUAAUGAACUUAAGCUCGGCGACCCUACAUCUAUGCAUGUGGAAAAGUUCCCAAUUGAGUUUUCUUGCAGCAGCAAUGGGAACAACAUGACGAGUACACCUCAAACUCAGGAUUUCUUGCUGGAGAGAUUUGCUGCCCCCCAUGACAGCUCCACCACCAGUUGCAGACCAUCUAAUGUGGUGGGGUAUUUCCCAUUCCAGAAGUUGAAUUAUGGACCAAAUUCUGGACUCUCCAUGAAUCAAAGUACUUCUCUCUUCUUCAAUCCAAAUCCAUCCAGUUCCUCUGAAAUGAUUUCUGAGUUCAAUUCUCAAACAGUUCUCCCAACCAUGUCAAGCUCACUUUUCCCAACCCCUAUCCACGUAAAGGCUUCUUUUAGCCUUCCUUUUGAUAACCCUUCUUCUUUAGGCACACGCAAUAUCAAUAGGGUACAAAACUGGGAAGGCAACUGCUUCAGCAACAAUGCUGGAAGCAGCAAUGGAAGCAAUAGCAGUGUUGAAGUACAAAGCAACAAUGCCUUCUUCGAAGGCAAUAUCUUCUCUUGGGGACUAACAGACUGUGAAGAAUCCAAUGCUGUACCCCAAAUCCGUACACUAGAAGGUGAACAAGACGACCUUAAAUGGUCUGAAUAUCUGAACACACCAUUUCUUCUUGGAAACACAAUGCACAGUCAAUCAUCUCAAGCCAUGUACAACGAGGUUAAACCACCAACAGCCCUCUUAGCACCAGAACCAACACAAACAGGCUUCUCAGGCUUCAGAUAUGUAUGCUAAGGAUUUCUUCUAAAGGGCUUUGGAUAUAUUAUAUUUUCAGAAGGAGGUGUGUGCUAUAGAUUUUUUUUUAAUUUUUUUUUAUUUUUUUAUUUUGUAUAUGUGUCUUAUACAAACUUUCCACCAUUCUGUUACUGAGUAUAUUUUACUUGUGAUUGCUGAUGAAACACAUUAGAAUUUGAGAAUACUGGAGUUUCUUGUGCUUUGGUUUGAAUGAAGUAGUUUUGCAUAG